CGGAUACUCUUAAAUGGAAAUUUAAACAUUUGCGCGUGCGCAUUAAACUUAGCAACUAUUUACUUUGUAUUAUUUAGAAUAAAAGGAUUAACUUUAACACCUAUACUUUCAACAAUUGUUUUGUUACAAUUUUGCAAUAAAAAUUGAAACUUAAAGUGGAAAUACGGUAUCAAACAUGGUUCUAAAAUUUAAAUUGGAGUAGAUUGAAUAUAUAGCAAAGAUGAGCCAGAUUGACUUUUUGGACUUUUCGUCGCCCAGUCCGACCGGAAGUUCGUCAUCUGUCGGAAUGGUACCAUUCGGAUUCCAUUCAAAGACGAAUUAUGAUGCUAACGAAUCUUUAAUUCAAAUUCGUAGUGACAAUUUCGCUAAAAAUAUCCCCGUCAAGGAGGAAAAUAUUUGGAAACGCCCUCCACCUGAUUUUAGACCCCAAGUUUUCGCCCCCAAACCUCCCAAACGGAAUACACAAGACUCUCAAAUGCCCUGGUUAUACGGUACUAUACCGGGACAAAGGGAGAUAAUUAAACGAGAACGACCAAAAGUGAUUCCACAUUUGUUACAAUCAAAAACUAAAGAGGACAAAGGUUUAGUGACUUAUUUUCACAUUGAUAGACCAUUUACAGCAAAGAAGAAAUUUGUACGCGAAGGAAUGAACGAACCAGGGGAAUAUAAUAAUCCAUCUCCACACGACUUCAGAGGGUACCCUCCCUUGAAAACUCUUGGACUUCCGGAGUUUAUGCAGAAAACCGACAAAGAUCCAUUCAACCUUAAGUUCCACACGGACAGACUCAAUAUAAUGUACGAGUACCUCCUAGAUCAAGUACAUGGAGAACGUAUGGACAAAGCUACGGAUCGAAACAUUCGUGGAUUACAAAUGGCCCCACCCCUCUCCCCACCGCCUUUGCAUGAGUGCCAUUUGUUGUUCGAUAAAGGGCCUUGGCCCGUUAAGAAUGAACAAUAUACGCGAUUUCGUGUUCGACACCGACCGGCUCAUAGCGCGUUUAUGGAACGCGCAUCUCGUCUGCUGGAGUCAAAAUGGGCGCGGGAAAAAUAUGAAAAGGCGCUAGCUCAACAUUUAUCGCAAAGUAAAACUUCCCAAGAACUUCCGGUGAACAGUUGAUGUGAAUGAAAUCUUCAUUACUGGGUUUUAGAAAUACUCGAUGGAUUAAAGGGUUAUAUAGGAAUAAAAGGGUUAUAGGUUUAAUAGAGUUAUACUGUUUUAUAGGGUAAAUGAUUGUCAAUCAAAUGCAAAACUUUGUUCUUCUUGACAACAGUGCAAUCGUUUACUAUUUUAUAGAAAAUAUAGGAUGUCAUAGUCAUGAUUU
Molecule: messenger RNA, 1322 nt
Organism: Ruditapes philippinarum (Manila clam)
Lineage: Eukaryota; Metazoa; Mollusca; Bivalvia; Venerida; Veneridae
Exons: 6
Coding region: 221-1117 (298 amino acids)
Source: RefSeq, a predicted model, not a curated record